This is a messenger RNA of Oryza brachyantha (malo sina), 893 nucleotides long. RefSeq names its product chaperone protein dnaJ 72. Lineage: Eukaryota; Viridiplantae; Streptophyta; Magnoliopsida; Poales; Poaceae. The record is from RefSeq and is a predicted model, not a curated record. The coding region runs from base 19 to 696 and encodes 225 amino acids. The transcript is spliced from 4 exons.
GGGGGGGGGGCGGGCGCGAUGGGCGGAGACCACUACCAGACGCUGGGGCUGCAGCGCGACGCCACCAAGGCGGAGGUGAAGGCCGCGUUCCGCCGCCGCGCGCUCCGCGACCACCCGGACCGCCACGCCCACUCCCACGACGCGGCCGCCCGCGCCGACGCCGCGCGCCGCUUCCGCCUCGCCUCCGACGCGUACAGGGUCCUCUCCGACGACCGCCUCCGCGCCGAGUACGACCUCCGCCUCCGCCCCUCCUCCUGGUCCUCCUCGUCCGCCUCGUACGGGUACGGGUACGGGUACGGCCACAGCCGCCGCGGCCGUUCCUGGCGCCGAGAUCCUCCGGGUGGAGGAGGUGCCGCCGCCUCGGCGAGGUUCGAUUGGGACUUGUUGCUGAAGUCGGUCACGCGGCGAGGGUUCCUCAUCAAUCUGGGUUUCGCCAGGUUAUCAAUUACGAAAAUAAAAUUGGAAUGGCUGUUGUUGGUGCCGGCAAGAUUAUACAUAGACUUUGAGCAAGGUGACAGGAAGAAUAAAAUGCCAUGUAUUGGUUUAAAUCUUUCAUGCUGGAGUGUACUGCUGACCGGAGCAGCUUUUCUUGAUGGAAGCAUUUUAGAAAUCUGGAAGAUGAAUAAUUCUGGGAAAUCAUUUGAGGACGCGAUGGAAUCAAUAGAGAAGGUCAAAAUACAGAAGGAAAAUAGGUAGAAGUAAAAUCCACUUUCCGUACAUAUAUAUAAACCAAUGUGCAGAUACUGUUUUCCAGGUUGUAAUUAAUUUGUUGUAAUGCGCGUGUUCGAAUAAUUUGUUUCACAAGAAGUCAGGAUUGAUGCUUGUAAUAUCUCAUUGAUCAGAGUUCCUCGCUAGAUAAAAAAAAAAGCAUCACACAUACUGCUUUAGGUGUA